Cucurbita moschata (crookneck pumpkin) is the source of this 648-nucleotide messenger RNA. RefSeq lists its product as uncharacterized. NCBI's taxonomy places the organism in Eukaryota, Viridiplantae, Streptophyta, Magnoliopsida, Cucurbitales, Cucurbitaceae. The transcript has 2 exons. Gene Ontology annotation, molecular function: zinc ion binding; nucleic acid binding. The record is from RefSeq and is a predicted model, not a curated record. Bases 1 to 648 code for a protein of 215 amino acids.
AUGGAAGCUAAGUACCUACGAGAUUUCAAGAGGGGUGACCCUCGAACAUUUAAGGGGACAUCUGACCAUCCAACUGUGGCACAAAUGUGGUUGAGAUCCAUUGAGACUGUAUUUGGGUUGACCAACUGCCCUGAGGCCCAUAGGGUGGAGUGUGCUACAUUUAUGUUGCGUGAGGAUGCGGAAUUGUGGUGGCAGGCCACCCGUGACAUUAUUAGUCCUGAGGGAGGUGCAGUCUCAUGGGUGGAAUUCAAGAGUGCCUUUACUGAAGAGUAUUAUACAGAGGAUCGAUUUGCCCCAGAGUUGGUGAACACGGACUACAGGACAGCAAGACGGUUUGUGCUGGGGUUAGACACGAAGAUUCGUAAAACUGUUGAGGCAAUUGCACCUGCCACUUAUGCUGCCGCCCUGAGAGCAGCUAAGUCUAUGGAAGGACUUGAUAGUUCGCAUGAAACCCCUUCAUUGUUAGUGGGACAAAAGCAUCGUCACGAAUAUGAAAACAAAUUAGAUGACAAGCCUAAGUGUAAUAAGUGUGGGAAAAAUCACUGGGGUCAAUGUUUAGGUCAUAUUAGAGCCUGUUUUCGGUGUGGAAAGGAGGACCACAUGGCCAAGGAUUGCUCGGGAGGUGGCACAAAGGAUUCUGGGGAAUAG